AUGGACUUUCGCGGCGACCGGCAGCGGUUGGGGUUCCGCGGUGGCCUGUGCGAGCUGCCGCAUGACAUACUCUCACACGCACUCUCGCACGUCGUCGUGCGCGGCGGCUGUGCUGCUGCGGGCCGCCUAAGGCAGGCAUGCUCCUUCUUUGCGUCCCGAGGCGGCAGCUUGGCAAUGGAGCAGGGCUGCCGGAGUGUCGUGGCAGCCCGGUGGGGGGUGAGCGAGUGGGAGGCGGAGGGCCGUCGCGGACGUGCCGCCACGAGGCCUGUGCUUGAAGUGCGCGACGGGGCCUGGCGGCGCGGCGACUGGGUUCUCACCGCGGCGUACGCGGUCGACUUGCCGCUCGCAGUCUCUCGCUUUGUAGAGGCGCGGCGGCGGGUGCAGGAGCUGCCACCUGGGACGGCGGACUACGAGGACAAGGUGCACUUGCUGGAGGCGCGGCUCGCGAUCAUGCGCGCCUGCCACGGCCGUGAGGCGGCCGGCACCUCUACUCUCUACCACGAGCGGAGGCGCCUUCCUGGAGCCUUCUGCGAGCCUCCUAGGCGGCACCUCUUCGUCGACUUUCAGAUGCGCGUGCGAGAGAUGGCCGAGACGGCCGCCGUCGUCCCGCCGCCGCCGCCCCUCCCGGCAGAGCUGCGCGCCGCGCUACUCGAGGCGCCGCAGGGCAGAGAGAGACAGAGGGAGCGAGAGGCGCCGCUGGAUGCCAAGUUCCGCUCGGUGCAGCUCGGCUGCCGCACCCUCCGGCUCCAGGCGCCGGCCGACGCGAACGGGUGGCAGCGCCUCUCCUGA
Molecule: messenger RNA, 789 nt
Organism: Emiliania huxleyi CCMP1516
Lineage: Eukaryota; Haptophyta; Isochrysidales; Noelaerhabdaceae
Exons: 4
Coding region: 1-789 (262 amino acids)
Source: RefSeq, a predicted model, not a curated record